Messenger RNA from Sorghum bicolor (sorghum), 327 nucleotides. RefSeq names its product cyclin-dependent kinase inhibitor 1C-like. The transcript has a single exon. NCBI's taxonomy places the organism in Eukaryota, Viridiplantae, Streptophyta, Magnoliopsida, Poales, Poaceae. The record is from RefSeq and is a predicted model, not a curated record. The coding region runs from base 1 to 327 and encodes 108 amino acids.
AUGCCUCGUCGCAGCGCAGCCGCGUACCGUGCCCUCUUCGUCGCCGCCCGUGCUCCGGCAGUUGCACCAGCUCCAGUAGCUGCACCUGCACCAGUACCAGCACCCGUACCUGAGCCCGAGGUCGUCGCCUCUGGUGGCAGCGAGGAGGAGGAGCCUAUGGACACGGGGUCCCCUACGCCUACACCUUCAGCUCCUACACCAGUGGCGGUACCGAUUCCGCAGGCUGCCGCUCCAGUUCCACCUGCGCCUGCACCACCUGCACCUGCACCACCUUCGCCUGCACCCCACGCGUCGACGGGUUCAGCACCGACGCCUCAGUACCCUUAG